Messenger RNA from Closterium sp. NIES-65, 2172 nucleotides. The record is from the annotation of a GenBank genome assembly. NCBI's taxonomy places the organism in Eukaryota, Viridiplantae, Streptophyta, Zygnematophyceae, Desmidiales, Closteriaceae.
AUGAAGAGUCUCGACGCGUACUUCGAAAAGCUGAAUUGUUCUUCCAGCAGCAACAGCGCAGAGAAACAAACACCAGAGCAACAAGCCGCGGAAGCCGUGGCUGCACCUGCAGCUGCUGCAGCAUCAGCAUCAGCAUCAGCAGAGCCUGCUGCAUCGCCUGCCGCCAGCGCGACUUCGACAGCACCUUCCGCCGCCGCUAAUGCGAGCAGUUCGGCGGAGAAGAAAAUAGUAACCAAGGACUUCCAAGCGCUGAGCUCACUGAAUUCGUACUUCGACAAGCUCAACGCUGGCAAAGAGAAAAAGGCGGACGCCGAUUCCAGCGCAGCACCAGCCGCCUCUCAGGCAUCCGCAGCCACCGCGUCUUCAACAGCGCAGGCUGACGUCAGCAGCAAGGGGGCGGAGGCGGAGAAAAUGGAGAAGGCGGAGAAGGUGGGGAAGGCGGAGGAGAGCGGCGGAAGCAAGGAGCUGAAGGCGGAGGAGGUGGAGGAGCUUAUCAGGCGGAUUGUGGAGGACGUGGAGAAGAAGAAGGGCAGUGGCGCGCUUGACUCCAAGGUUUCGGACCUGACUCUGGAGGCCAUCAUGGGUCCGCGCAACCUGCUGGACGACUGGAUUUCCGCCAAAGCGGCCGUUUCUGCUCCCACCGCCGUCUACACGCUAGUGGCAAUCAACAUUGCGGUGUUCCUGUUUGAGCUCGCCAGUCCCGAGGCGGUGCCAGGAGUGAUCACCACGUCGCUGCCAGCGCUGCUCGCUGCCAAGGUCAACCCACUCAUCGAGGCCGGCGAGUGGUGGCGCCUCCUCACGCCCUCCCUCCUCCAUGCGGGAAUCAUCCACCUGUCAGUGGGCACGUUCUUCCUGCUGGGCCUGGGCAGUGUACUGGAGUUCGCCAUCGGCCCCCUGGGCCUGCUCGCAGUCUACUUCUCCUCCGGCCUCGCAGGCAACAUCACCUCGUUUCUGCAGACGCCUGACGUUACCGUUGGCGGCACGGGCCCAGUGUACGGGGUGGCAGCAGCGUAUGCGGCGUUUCUGAUAAAGAACCGGGAGGUGAUCGGCACGGAGACAGCAGACAGCAAUGUGCGCGAGUCGCUCAUCAUCGCUGCGCUCUUUGCCCUCUUUGCCAACCCCCUGCCCAUCGACCCCUCCACCCAUGCUGGAGCAGCACUAGCGGGCUUUCUUUUCGGCAGCAUUGCAGCUCCAACCAUGCGCAAAGUGAAGAUAUCCAAUGAGGAGGCAGCCAAGCGGCAGCAAGGGCUUCUCAACUCUCUGCUCAGCCAGAAAACAAACGAGGAGUCGCAUGAGCUGGUGGUGGAACCAGCUGACUCCAAGAAGCUGGCUGCUGCUUUUGGGGCAACAAUGGCACUUUCACUGGCGCUGUUCCAGGCUGAUGAUUUGUCGCUGCACAACCCGUUGAGGAGACUGGAGCGCAUGGGAUGCGGAUGGCUGGCCGUGCUGUUGGAGUGGGAGGGGGUGGUGAUUGAAGACGAUUCUGUUUUUGAACGACAGGCGUGGAUAGCUCUUGCGGAAGAGGAAGGCCGCGCCCAGCCUCCCGUUUGGAUCCUUAAGCGGGCAGAAGGCAUGAAAAACGAGCAGGUUAUUCGCGAAGUGCUUUGCUGGUCGCGCGACUUCAUGACUGUACGGAGAUUGUCGCAGAGAAAAGAAGAGCUGUAUGAGCAGUUUCAGGGAGGUUGCUACAGGCUUCUCCCCGGCUCCAGAGAAUUUCUGGACACCCUAAAGCGGUGCAAGAUCCCGGUGGCAAUUGUGUCGACUCGUCCGGCGAGAUACUUGGAGCGAGCGGUUGAGGCUGUGGGCAUGGAGGGCUUCUUCGAUGCUGUCAUUUCCGCGGAUGACGUGCAGAGAGGAAAGCCGGAUCCCGAGAUGUACCAGUAUGCGGCACAGCGACUGCAAUUCAUUCCCGAGCGUUGCAUCGUCAUUGGUAGCUCCAACUCCACCAUAGAGGCGGCUCACGAUGCUUACAUGAAGGUUGUCACCGUUGCAGGAAGGCACCCAGUGUAUGAGUUGGGUGCUGCGGAUCUAGUGGUUCGCAAGCUGGACAUGCUAUCCGUGGUCGAUCUCAAGAACCUGGCGGAUCUAGACUCGCCGGAAUUCACGCCACCGCCUGAGCUAGAGCCGGAAUUAGAGCCGGAAACCAAGAGAACUGGUGUUGGCACCUUGUGA